This is a messenger RNA of Sorex fumeus (smoky shrew), 686 nucleotides long. RefSeq names its product 5-hydroxyisourate hydrolase-like. Lineage: Eukaryota; Metazoa; Chordata; Mammalia; Eulipotyphla; Soricidae. Gene Ontology annotation, biological process: purine nucleobase metabolic process. The record is from RefSeq and is a predicted model, not a curated record. Bases 169 to 543 code for a protein of 124 amino acids. The transcript has 4 exons. Gene Ontology annotation, molecular function: hydroxyisourate hydrolase activity.
GGGCGAGGGCGGUGCCUGGGGCGGGGCGGGGGUGGUCUCGGCCUGAGUCCGAGGUCGCGGGCAUGAGCUGCGGGGCGACCCCGCGGCUGCGAGUCCUGCAGCGACACCUGCGCUCCCUGGAGGCCAGCGGGGUAAGCCUGCUCCCUCACCACUCACCCCUGCCCUCUGAUGGCCCAGGGUCCCAGCAUGGAACCCACAACGAGCCCACUGACCACACACGUGCUGGACACCGCCGCCGGGGUCCCAGCCCAGGGUCUGUGCCUGCGACUGUCCAGGCUUGAGGACCAUGGCCAGCUUUGGACAGAGCUGCGGAAAAGCUACACCAACCCAGAUGGCCGCUGUCCUGGGCUCAUGUCCCCAGGCCAGAUGAAGGUGGGCACCUACAAGCUGUUCUUUGACACGGAGAGCUACUGGAGGGAGAGAGGGUUGGAGAGCUUCUACCCGUAUGUGGAGGUUGUCUUCACCAUCACAGAUGAGACCCACAAGUUUCACGUGCCCCUACUGCUGAGCCCGUGGUCCUACACCACCUACCGAGGGAGCUAGAGGCCACGCCAUCUUCUCUGCCUGAUCACCAGCUGGCCUGCAUGCACAGAUCCCAUCCCCUGGCCCUCAACAAAAUGGGUUGUGUUCCUUGCCAGGUUUCUGGGGAGAGGCUUGUGACCAAGUGAAUAAAGGUGGUGCUGGGA